AUGCCUCCCAAACAAAAACUACAGCCUCAACUACACGUUCCGACGCUCACAUUCCCUUUUUCAUCACCUAUCAGUGAAGAAAUCGAAAGUCCGUCCUGCUCCUCGGCAGAAGACCAGGAGGAGCAAAACCGGCCCUUUGCUUUUCUAUCCAAGGCCACACGACAGAAGCUGGAGUCCAAGGCUAGCAAAGAUGGGAAUGGGACUGGAAAUCGCUCGCCCAUAUUCCCACAUAUAUCGAAAGUAAACACUCGCGGCAUAUCCAAGAACCGGAAAAGCUUCGCAAAGCCUCUGGGUUUGAAUUUAGUGACGGAUUUCACGUUGGCAGCGGCGCCGAAGAAAAGAGGAACGAGUCAAGAGACUGCUGUGGCACCAUUUGUUGAUCUGAAUGAUCUGAAGCUCCUCUCGAAAGUACGAGAGAGGGAACGCACAGCACGGAAAUCAAAAGAAAUAUUCAAGAAGCGAGCCUCGCGUGGAUUUCAGCAGUUACCCGAUGACCAAAUAGAGGAACAAACGCAGGAUGGAGGUUCGUUCCUCGACCGGCGACUCGAAUCCGCAGACCCAUUCCAUGAUAGACACGAACAUGGUCUCUCGCCUUCAGACCGCAACGUUAUGAUUGGACUUACAGUCCCAACGAGCGAGUCUAUGGAUCGGACAAGGGAACUUGAUGAUCAAUAUACACCACUCACACCCUCUAUUAUUGUCACACCUGCCAGGGAAGAGGCGCCGUGGAACUCACACUCGAAUUCGAGUACAGAGCAGCUGCGUCCUCCAAGAGUUGCAUCUAGCGUUUACUCUCAGCCUACACCACGUCUCUGGCAAUUUGAGUCAGAUAUACCGCCUGUCCCAGCAAUUCCAGCACAGCAUUGUGCUAAGACAAGAGGGACAGGUGUAUUCACCAACGCGAGCCUGACACUCGAUCCUCGGAAACGUGCAUCUAUAACAUCAACAGUCUGGGAAGAUGACAGUCCUCGACAGACAACCCCAGAGCCAAGCACCGUCAACCUCAACACCACCAGCCCACCGGAUAGAAGCAUAAACAACAACCCCUUCACAAACACAAACCGCCUCAGCGUCAACACAGAAACAGACCGCCCAACCUCCCAAGGCUGGUGGACCUACCUCCUCUCACCUCUACUAGGCCGGCCCAGCAAAUCACCUCUAAGCCCAUCCUUUCCCAGAACCCAAGACCAAGAUUCACCCACACCGUCAACACCCUCACCAACAACAACCCGCAAAGAGUCAAAAUGGUGGGAACGAGAAAAAGAUCGAUACAGGGAGAAAGAGAUAUCAUGUUUUUCACCUGAUACACCCGAAACAGCUGCACCCAUUGGAGAAAAGAACUUUGAGCAGAUUCGCGGUAUUGAUAACACGCAUGGCCAAAAUUCUUUCCCAGAUCUGGUCCCUGACCAUGAUCCUGCGCCUGCGUAUGACUAUGCAACUGCUCCUCACCCUUUCCCUCAAGCUUUCCCAGCACCCGUACCUAGACAACAAACCAUGUCAUUCAUGUUUGGUGGUGGACAGACGAUUCAGGGUGAAGCCGCUGAAUAUUAUCAAGCAUGUGCUCAUGAAUUGUUUAGUAAGACGCCAUAUUUUGAAUGUGUUGGACAUAUUUGUUCGAUCACUCCUCUUGCCAAUACCGGUGGUAUCAGUGGGACUAGAGAUCUUCUGGGUAAUGGCGGGAAUGGGUUGGCCAUUGUUGCUGAUGAUGAAGGCAGUCGUGGCGAAAACCAUUACCCAUCCUCGGGCACUAGCUUUACACCAGAUCUGAAGAGAGAUUCAACGACAACUAAGAAUUCGGGAUUGUUGAUUGAUAUUGAUUCGCCGAAGCCGAAGUCUGUUGCUGCACGUGCGAAGGAAGUGCUGGUUCACUCGCCUGCUUCAGAUACCAGUUCUGAUUCCUGGGAUUCAUCGGUUGUAAGCGAUCAUGAGAAGGGCGCUGUUGCUGAACAGGCUACUAGGGAGAUUCCUGCUGUUGUUGAGCAUCAGCCUUCUACUCCUGCUCCUGCGCCUGCUGAACAGGAGAGACAGAUUUAUGAGCCUCCUGCCCCGGCGCCGGCUCCUGCUCCAGUUCCAGUUCCAGUUCCAGUUCCAAUGCCCGAACCCCAGCCUGCACCUACGCCCGCUCCGAUUUCAAUGCCAGAGGCUCAACCUGCCCCUGCUCCGCAGAUUAUCACCAAUAUUUCACCCCCUGUUAUCCAUUAUCCUACGCCUCAACCUCAGCCGCAGGCACAACCUGUUCAACCGAUUAUUAUACCGCAUUAUGCUCCUAUAUUCCCUACUGGCCAGCCAAUGCAACCAGAUCAGCCUGCUUCCAUGAUCCAAGAGCAACAGACACUGGAGCAGACUCGCGAAAUCCAGAUCCCACAGCAGACUGAAGCUGCCUCUCAGGGUCCCUCACCUGGUGCGGAAUGGCUUUGGCCGCAUCGUCAAGAGGAACAAGCUCCGGCUCAGCCUGCCCCUACCCCUCAGGAAGUGCCCAGUAGAGUUGAGACGGAUCUACAGGCACAUGUCCCUCAGGCUACAACAGCGACUCAGACGGCACAGGAACAACCACUAGGAACGGAGUGGAUGUAUGAACAGCGAAGACAUUUACAAGCACCGCUUGUGGUUCAGGGACGGGAGUCUGGAUCUGGAUGGCCUUUUGGACAUCGUCAGCAGCAGCAACAACAAGCUGCUCCGCCUGUGCCUCAAGCUCCACCUCAGGGAUUUGAAUGGGCUUAUGGAUACCGAGGGCAACAAAAUGCAUCUGUGAACCGUGCCCAGGUACAGCUUGAUGCAGCAGAACCACUACCUCAACAGCAGCAGGCGCAAGUACAAAGGCAUACUUUGCCUCAGGAAAGACAGCAAGAAACGGACUCAUCAAAUAGAGAGCGAGGACAACCGCAAGUCAUUCCUGUUGUUCGGGAACAAGCACAAGAGCAACCCGUUGUUCAGACACAACCUCAGGGAUCUGAAUUGGCACCUCAACAAGGCCAAGCAUCUGAGCCAAUCUCUCCAGGAUUUCAACGUGCAGCUGGAGGACCUGGUUCAAUCCCUAUGUCUGACAUGCAAGCUCCAGCUCCAGCUCCAGCUCCAGCUCCAGCAUACAGCCAGUUCCCCAGAGAAGCCCCUCUUCCACCGCGAUAUGAUGUCCAGCCACGGUAUGCUUCCCAUUCUGCCGGUGGUGCUACGGUCGUGAAUCCCGGUGGUGCAAUUGGUCCCCAUGAGGCUCGACGCCGCAGACUGGAAAGGGAAGACGCAGCUGGACGCAAGGCUGGAGGUCUGUGGCGUGGUCGAGGUCCAUUUCGCAAAGAAGGUUGCUUUGGACGUCCAGGACGUGAAGGUCGAACUCGACGAAGAUGGUAUCUGCUUAUCUUUAUCUUCUUCUUCAUAAUUGUGAUCCUGGCCAUUGUUCUCGCAAUUACAUUGACCAAAAGGGGAGAUCCAACCCCUGUUCAAUCACAGUGGCUCAAUCUUACUGGCUACCCUCCUAUGCCAACUGGUGUUGCGACUCUUGCUGGAACAGAGCCUCAGGUUGAGAAGUCUACCUGCAUUACACCCUCGUCUAUGUGGAGCUGUGCUCUGCCCAAAAGCCAACAAAAAUCUAACGAGCCUUUUAAUGCCGAUCAGCCUAACUUCCGAGUAUCAAUCUCAUUUCGCAAUGGGACCUACGACAACAGCACAACCGUCGGUUCGAACUCUAGCAGUGUACGCAGAAGAGGUGACUUUUUCAACUCAUCACCUGCGGCUCCCAGCAAUGCAGACGAGGCCUUCAUAGGCCAAUACACAGACAACAACAGUGCACCCUACAGCGGCGAGGAAACACCCUUCUUCAUGUCCAUGCUCUCCCCAAUAUCCCUCUCCUCAACCAACCUCUACCGCCGCUCCACAGAAACAAACAGCACCCUCUUCCCAAACCUCACAUCCAUAAUACCGGCCCCAGACGAAAACGCCGACGGCUCAGCCGCAGCAGCAAUGCUCUAUCCCCUCCCAGCCUCCCAGCCCAUCAGACUCUACAACAGAGGUCAAGCAACAGAACACUACGGCUUCUACACAUACUUCGACAAAUCCAUCUACCUGACCAGCCAAACCGAAUCUAAACCCGCAGACACAAACGGCGGAACAAGCAGAGCAGACUCCAAAUACCGCUGCACCUGGUCCCAAACCCGCUUCCUCGUCCAAAUCUGGACGCAGCCAGAUAAAAUCGGCCGCCGUCUCCUCCCAUCCAGUAACACAACAUCAACAGCCACUACAACCUCAACAGCCUCCACGGCAACAUCAACAACCAAAGCAACAUCAUCAUCCUCCGCAACGAAUUUCUCUCGUCCCGGGUCCUUCCCAUACCCGGUGACAAUAACAAUCGACCGCCACGGCGGCGCGGAGAAAAAGAAAAUGGUAUAUUGCUAUGCAGUUGAGGAUGACGGCCAUUACAAUGUCACAUCUGUGCAGUUGCAGUUGGAGGAUCGGGCUGCUGGUGGUGUGACUGUUAACCCUGCUGGUGGGAUAUUUGAGAGUUUGAAUCAGAAGGGGGAUAAUGAGACCGAGUAUGGCGGUGUUGAUGGUGGGUCUGGGGGAUGUCAGUGUCAGUAUGUCAACUGGAUUGGAACUGUUUAG
Molecule: messenger RNA, 4593 nt
Organism: Penicillium antarcticum
Lineage: Eukaryota; Fungi; Ascomycota; Eurotiomycetes; Eurotiales; Aspergillaceae
Exons: 1
Coding region: 1-4593 (1530 amino acids)
Source: RefSeq, a predicted model, not a curated record